Molecule: messenger RNA, 1017 nt
Organism: Penicillium brevicompactum
Lineage: Eukaryota; Fungi; Ascomycota; Eurotiomycetes; Eurotiales; Aspergillaceae
Product: SGNH/GDSL hydrolase family protein
Exons: 4
Coding region: 1-1017 (338 amino acids)
Molecular function (GO): hydrolase activity, acting on ester bonds
Source: RefSeq, a predicted model, not a curated record
AUGCUUCUUCAAGCAGCUUGUGUGUGGCUUAUAGCCUCCUUGCCGUCGGCUACAGCUGGUCCCGUGUCAAGACCAAAGGCCGGGUUUGACUGGUCCUCAACAAAAGCUUUAAUCGCAUUCGGUGACUCCUACACAUAUGUCCAGGGAACCCAAGGACACCAGAAUUUCAGCUUCAUUGGAGAUCAAUUUAAUUUGGCCUACACUAGUGAGACUUUGCUCACCAACAAAAUAGUCCAGAAUCAGACUGCAACGGCAGAAGGCGGUCCGAAUUGGGUUGAAUAUCUCACAAAAUGCGGGAUCAAAGAAGGCCUCACCUCACCUCAAAGCUGCAAGAAGCAACUAUGGGAUUUUGCAUUUGCCGGAGCUGAUAUUUCAACCGAAUAUACACCUCUCCACCACAACUUCACCGUCUCCCUAGUAGACCAAGUCAACCAAUUCAAGCAAUACGGCCAUCCAGCUCUUAAACACACGAUCAAAAGCCAAUCGACUCUCAUUGCGAUCUGGAUUGGCAUCAACGAUAUGAACGACAGCGCUCAAUACGCCGUGGAUUUCCCAACUUUCUACAAGAGCAUUUCAGAUGCCCUGUUCGCUUCUGUCGAGGAUCUUUACGAUCUCGGAUACAAGGAUUAUCUUUUUAUGAAUCUUCCGCCUCUAGAUCGCACCCCCGGAAACCAGGCAAAGGGCUCGCCAAGCCCGAAUGCCACGCAGAUUGAGUGGUAUAACAGUGCACUGGCGGAACAUGCUGCUGCGUUUGCUGGAAAACACAAAGAUGCUGAGGUCAUGCUCUUUGAUGCGCAUGCCCGACUUGAGGCUAUUCUGGAUGAGCCUGGUAAGUACGGCAUUGUGAAUACGACGAACUUUUGCCCUGGAUAUGACCAGCCGGAUAUUGCGGUGAACUAUGAGAAUUAUGGAUGUCCGACGCCGCUGGAUGGAUACUUCUGGUUCAAUUCGGGUCAUAUGACGAGCCAUGUGCAUCAGGUUCUGGCGGAAGAGGUAGAGAACUGGUUGCGGAGAUAA